Psilocybe cubensis is the source of this 738-nucleotide messenger RNA. RefSeq lists its product as uncharacterized. The coding region runs from base 1 to 738 and encodes 245 amino acids. Gene Ontology annotation, molecular function: palmitoyl-(protein) hydrolase activity. The transcript has 7 exons. Gene Ontology annotation, cellular component: membrane. NCBI's taxonomy places the organism in Eukaryota, Fungi, Basidiomycota, Agaricomycetes, Agaricales, Agrocybaceae. The record is from RefSeq and is a predicted model, not a curated record.
AUGACGUAUAAACUUGAAGACGUGCUUACACCGGAUAUGUUCAAUAUGGAAUACGAAAAUGUUCAACUCGUCACAAAAGACAAAGCGAAGCUUUAUUGCUAUCUGGUCGGGAGACUCCAAGACCUCAUAAGUCUGAAGGAACUGUAUCAUCAUGGUUUGGUCGCGCUCACAGUUGAAUAUCGAGGCUAUGGACAUAACAAAGGUGUACCGGGAGAAAUGGGUAUUCGCCUCGAUGCUCAGGCGGCCGUUGACUAUGUGAAAAACCACCCUAUCCUGUGUAAACUCCCAAUCAUUUUAUACGGUCAAGGUCUCGGUGCCGCUGUAGCAAUUUACACAGCAAGUAAAAAUCGAGACAGAAUAUCCGCUCUAAUUAUCGAGAACACCUAUACAUCCAUCCCAGACCUCCUCAGACGACCUAUCUCCUGGAUGUGUACUCAAAAACGGUGGUCGUCCAGCACAUUACCCCGUCUCCCGGCAAUAUUGCCCAUUCUAGUGCUCAGCGGCCGAAUGGACGAGUACCUACCUUACACGCACAUGGACGACCUAUGGAAUAUAGCCAGAACUAGAGGUCGUUCGGAAAGCAGCAAAGGCGUUCCAAAUGAGGAAUAUAGACCUCCUCCGAAUGAUAUGUUUAAAGCGUUUCCUUUGGGAUCGCACUAUUAUACAUGCGAUGAACCCGGUUAUUGGGAGACUAUUUUCGAAUUUCUUGACCCUUUCAUUGUUCAUACAAUAACAUAG